Messenger RNA from Rattus rattus (black rat), 1836 nucleotides. It is a transcript of the gene Asb15, whose product is annotated as ankyrin repeat and SOCS box containing 15. Bases 1 to 1752 code for a protein of 583 amino acids. Gene Ontology annotation, cellular component: cytoplasm. Gene Ontology annotation, biological process: intracellular signal transduction. The transcript has 9 exons. Gene Ontology annotation, molecular function: protein binding. The record is from RefSeq and is a predicted model, not a curated record. NCBI's taxonomy places the organism in Eukaryota, Metazoa, Chordata, Mammalia, Rodentia, Muridae.
AUGGAUAUUCACGAUGAUCCUAACGAUGAGCAUCUUGCCAGUUAUGACAUCCAGCUUUGUAUUCAGGAAUCCAUUGAAGCGAGUCAGGCCGUGUUCCACCCUGAAAGAUCGGUCCAACUAAGUGACCAAAACAGAAAGCUUGUGGAGGCCAUCAGGCAAGGUCACAUUUUUGAGCUCCAGGAGUAUGUGCUACAUAAAUAUGCCCUGGAAGAAGCGGACGAGAAGGGGUGGUUCCCAUUGCAUGAGGCUGUGGUUCAACCCAUUCAGCAGAUACUUGAGACCGUUCUGGACGCAUCCUAUAAGACACUCUGGGAAUUCAAGACCUGUGAUGGAGAAACGCCCUUGACUCUGGCAAUCAAAGCUGGUCUGGUGGAAAAUGUCAAGACGUUGCUAGAAAAAGGGGUAUGGCCCAACACCAAAAAUGACAAAGGAGAGACACCUCUUCUGAUUGCUAUAAAACAGGGCUCCUAUGACAUAGUAUCUGCACUGAUUAAAUACAACACCAGCCUUGACCAGCCCUGUGUCAAGAGGUGGUCAGCAAUGCAUGAAGCAGCGAAGCAAGGCCGCAAAGAUAUUAUCACUCUGCUCCUGAAUCACAGAGGCGAUGUCCACCUGAGAGAUGGCUUUGGAGUCACGCCCUUAGGGGUCGCCGCUGAGUAUGGCCACUGUGAUGUGCUGGAGCAUCUUAUUCACAAAGGUGGUGAUGUGUUUGCUUUGGCGGAUGAUGGGGCAUCUGUGCUAUUUGAGGCAGCAGGAGGUGGAAACCCUGAUUGCAUCUCCCUCUUGCUGAAAUACGGAGGAAGCGGCAACGUACCCAACAGGGCGGGGCAUCUUCCCAUACAUCGAGCUGCCUAUGAGGGACAUUAUCUUGCUCUGAAAUAUCUGAUCCCAGUAACAUCCAAACACGCAAUUGAGAAAAGUGGCCUAACCCCAAUUCACUCAGCAGCCGAUGGACAAAAUGCCCAGUGCCUCGAACUGCUCAUUGAAAAUGGUUUUGAUGUCAACGCCCUGCUCGCCGACCACAUUUCCCAGAGCUACGAUGACGAGAGAAAGACUGCGCUGUAUUUUGCGGUCUCUAAUAAUGAUGUCCACUGCACUGAAGUCCUUCUGGCUGCAGGGGCAGACCCUAACUUAGAUCCCCUCAACUGUCUCCUCGUGGCAGUGAGGGCCAAUAGACAUGAAAUUGUCCGGCUGCUCCUCUCCUACGGGGCUAACGUCAACUGUUACUUUAUGCAUGUGAAUGACACGCGCUUCCCCAGUGCCAUUCAGUACGCCCUAAAUGAUGAGAUCAUGCUGAGACUGCUGCUGAACAAUGGUUACCAAGUGGAGCUGUGCUUUGACUGCAUGCACGGAGACAUCUUUGGGAACUCAUUUGUGUGGUCAGAGAUAGAGGAGGAGGGACUGCCGGGAUGGACGUCUUGCGUAAUAAAAGAUAAUCCGUUCUGUGAGUUCAUUACAGUUCCGUGGAUGAAGCACCUGGUGGGCAACAUUGUCCGCAUACUGAUAGAUUACAUGGAUUAUGUCCCUCUGUGUGCAAAACUGAAGUCUGUGCUAGAAGUACAGAGAGAAUGGCCCGAAAUCCGCCAAAUAAUAGAGAAUCCUUGCUCACUGAAGCAUCUGUGCCGAUUAAAAAUUCGCAGAGCUAUAGGACUCCAGCGACUCUGCCAGCCAGCCUCCAUGGAGAAGCUUCCUCUCCCAGCAGCGUUGCAAAGAUACUUGUUAUUUAAAGAAUACGAUCUCUACGGACAAUAGCUGAAGCUAAUAUAACCUUACAAUUAUAUUUUCAAAUGUGAUUCUUAAAGUAUUUUUUUAAAAAAAAACUGUGAUUCCCCUGGA